AUGGAUGUGAAUAUCUCCUCGAUUCCUGUCCCCGAACAGGACGAUACGAUGCUGAUGGCCCAUCCUUAUAUCCGUCUGUUCUUCCUGGCCGCCUACAUUACCGUAUUUAUCACAUGUGUUUGCGGGAAUCUGGUAAUCUUGGUAGUAAUAAUUACGGACAAAUCGAUGAGGACCACGACCAAUUUCUUUUUGGCCAAUCUGGCGGUGGCCGAUCUCUUGGUUGGCAUUUUUUGCGUCUUCCAAAAUGCUGUUCAUUUUGUUUUAUUUGAGCAUGGAGCUUGGCCAUUUGGGAAAGGAAUGUGUCAUUCAUACAUUUACAUAUUGCAUAUGAUACCCAAUGCAAGUGCAGGGAUUUUGGUGAGUUCUUUGUUUGUUUUAAAAUUUGUGGAACAGAAGGGGAAUGUCGACAUCCAUGUUUUGCAUUUUCGGUGCAGAGCAGCUUUCGAUCUGGGUGCGUCAAAACAUCUGGACAUAAAUCGAUUCCUUAUAAUAACUUUUUUCGGGCGGCGUAUGAAACUUUUGUCUCUCUUAGCAAGGGUAAGAAGUCCACCCCACCAAAGCCAAACUUCCUUGCCCAGAGGCAGCAGAUAAAAAAACUUUUUCAAAGCCGACUGUCAGGCGUCCAGAAUAUUCGGGUGAGCCCUUUCGAGGGAUCGCUUAUUCCGGUGAUAAAAAAAUGCUGCACUGAUGGCUACUAAAUACGACAAAACAAUUUUAAAAUUUCGAAAUUUUUUGUAAUUCUUUUCAUUUUUAGGGGUUUCGACCAUGAGGAAUCCAAAAAUGAAAUCUGCUAACACAAUAAAAAAUUUGGAUUACUCCCAAAAUUUACAGUAAUUUUCAGUAUUACUUAUAAUUAUAACGACAAUAAUACAUUGUGCUAAAUGUAUUUUUUUCGCAAAGCAGAUUUCAUCUUUGGAGUCCUCAUGGUCGAAACCCCUAAAAUGCAAGAAAAUCUAAAUUUUUACAGGUCAUACAUAUUUAGUAGUCAUCAGCACAAUAUUUCCUUCAUCACCCGAGAAUUUGCCACCCCAGAAGAAGAUGCAUCACCCGAAUAUUCAAAGAAUCUAUGGUACCUAGAUAGCAGUACUAGGCACCAGAACAAAUUUCAGCACCUUCGAAACCCCUAAAUCGAGCAUUUAUGAAAAAAUUCUAAAAAUUACUAUUUUACCGUACUACUUAAGGAAAAAAGUCACAAUCAAAAAAUGAAUGUCAUUCUCGAAAUCAACACCCUCGAUUAUCCUAAUUUCGACAUUUGCAUCGAUGAAAAAUAAUAAAAAUAAUACUUUUCGGUCUCCCCAAUCGUCCCAGUUCUUACCCGUUUGCACAAUCACGACUUUACUCUUGUACCGUUACCGCCCGUAAAUUGUCCAGAUCUUUUUUACGCACCCCGUAGAAACUAAUUGCGAGUCGCUUUCGGAAAAGUGUGUCCCGGGAAUCAGGAGAUGAGAUUCAAAUUCAAUUUAUUUUCAAACUCGGUCAAAACAAGAAGCUUUGGAUGUGUUUAAAGAUGUGUUUAAUUGAAGUGUUGAUCUCUCAGAUUACAGUAAUGUUUAUGGCAAGACUUUAGAGCCCUUAAAGUUCAAGAAUCCAAACACUUUAGGCCACUUGCACUUUCUGUUUAUUUUUUACAACAUCUUCUUUUACAGGUUCUCUUAUCCAUCGAGAGGUUUAUUGCAGUGAUCAGACCCAUGCUCGUUCAUCAUCUAUUUACAAAAGGGGUCCUUGUUUUAAGUGCUAUUCUUGUAUGGUUAUUCUCGGCUCUGAUGAAUCUACCAUAUCUGAUCGCUGUCCAAUACAUAGAACUUCAGAAUCGGGUAACUGGAGAGUCUUAUGCGAUUUGCACUCGAAGAUUCUUGAAAAUACAAGACAUUGAUGUCUUAAAAGUGGUAACAACGAUGAAUUUGUUGAUCUGGUAUGUGGUGCCAUUGAUGAUUUUGCUGGUAAUCUACAUAACAAUCGGGUUUGUUUUAAUGAGGACAACGGAAGACGAUUCUGUGGCGAGAAGUAGUCAGAACAAAUCCGUCAAGAGCUGUAAGGUUUUUGAUUUUCUCGGACCGAAAAAGAUUUUUCUUCAACCGUCUCUCCUCAUUUCCUAUAAUGUCUCGCUUUCAAAGGUUUCACAGAGUUAAGGUUAAUUUUUGCGUGCCCCCAUAAAUAGCGCAGAUGGAACACACGUGACAAAUUUAUAAGAAAUUCGAGAAUCGAAUCUCGGCAACAUUUCUACACAUUUUUUCCUAAUUAGAUUACCGUCUAAACUAAUUAUACAUAUUAAUUUUAUGUUUACCCAAACAAAUUGAAUUUACAUUAUACCGUUAAUCCUUCAGCGAAUAGCGGCACCUCGCGCAAAUUGCCCCGUCUGGAGGCCGUAGACAGUCGGAAGAAGGUAAUCCGUCUGGUUGUUGUCAUCGUGCUGUCCUUUGCACUGCUAUCCCUCCCUCGUUAUCUGUACCUCAGCUGGUCCGUUUUUCGUGCUAAAAAUGGUAAGUGCGUGACAGUUAAGGCCCUAAGGGCAUUCAUCUUUUGAGCCCGAGAUUUGUGUUUUCAGCGCCCCGAUGCCUGAAUUGUUUGGCGGUUCUGAUUCAGCCGUUGACCUUCCUGUCGUUGUUUGUCAACAGCGGCGUUAACCCUAUUCUGUAUGCCUUCUUGUCGCAGCGAUUCCGGUCUGCCAUCGCCAACAUGUUCCUCUGUUCCAAGGCGAAAGUAGGUUGGAAUCCAAAAGCAUUACUUACACGGCUCACGCCCAGUAAACAAACAAUCAAUUAACCAAUUGUUUUAGCGGAAGACCCGGCUCUAUCUAAAACAACUCCGUCCGCCGACUCAAUCUACAGAUCCCAUGGCCACAGUAGAGUACAGUAAUGUUGCGUAUCAUGUCCGGAAUAAGGAAGAGUACCCGAUGAGUCAGAUCUCGAGCAGAUCUGCUCAGUCUCGACCUCUUCUUAUUGAUCAGUGA
Bursaphelenchus xylophilus (pine wood nematode) is the source of this 2950-nucleotide messenger RNA. Lineage: Eukaryota; Metazoa; Nematoda; Chromadorea; Rhabditida; Aphelenchoididae. The record is from the annotation of a GenBank genome assembly.